AUGAUCAAUGACAGUGACACUGACAGUUGGAAGACGGAAUCUGAUGAAUCCGAAAAGAAAAUUGCUCUCAUCCAUCAUUGCGCAAAUUACGAUGAAAUUCGCGAAGAUGUAGCGAAAAAAUCGAAUUCCGGUCCCGAGAUUCGGUAUAUCAACCCUGCCAUUUACACGGAGUCUGUUGGUGAAAAGGAACAUAAUGUGACGCAGAUUCACAGAACCGAGAACGAUCAUUAUUAUAAUAGAUACAUAAUCAACGCGAAUCAUCAUGAUAAUUCCGAAUCUUCGACAAUCAAUGUAUCAUCUAUCAAGGAUGCAACAAGCGUUGAUCAUGCGAUCGAACAUCCGGUACAGGACGGCACAGGACGAAGCACUUAUAGGUGUUACUCGACAUCCUUAUCAGAUACUACAUUGUUUUCCGAACCGUUCACCGUUCGGUCAAUUGUGGAUCAAUCAUCUGCGAGAACCGCAAAAGUGGAAAGACGAUGCAAGAUCGAUAGCGUUUCGAACGCCGAGAAUGAACCAAUAAAACGAGACAAAUAUCGCGAAAAUCGUCCAGACAAUCACCAAGUCGUGCGAAUUUCCAUGACAUCGCUCUCGACUGGUCCGAGCUCGGACUAUCAGGCGUCGAACGCCGAUCUUGGCAAGAGAAUCGGUCAUUCGGAAUGGAUUCGUAGAAAGGACGAGGAAACGCAACGCAGGAAAGAAGAGGAGGAACGCACGGCGAAAAAACGACAAGAGGAGGAAGAAAGGAUGGCGCAAGAAAAGAAGGCGAAGGCGCGGCUGGAAAAGGAAAACUUUCUCAAGUGGAUGGAGAAGAAGAGACAGCAGGAGGUCGAGAGGAAAGCGAUCCUCGAGAACGAAUUGGAAUUGCAGAGACGUUUGAAGGAGAUCGAGGAUAAGGCAGCCGUUGCGAAGGCCCUGUACCUUCGUCAGUGGAUCCAGAGAAAGGAGGAGGAGCAAAAGACUCGGCAUAAGGAACAGGAGAUGAGACGGAGGAAAAUGGCCGAGGAACGCGAGAGGCGGCUGGAGCUUAGCUCGAAAGCUUACGAGAAAUGGAGACAGAACUCCAGGAAUAAGCCCAAACCUGCUACACAAGGAUUACUUCCCCAUCAGAAAGCGAAGCCAGCGUAUGUAAAUCCGAUUCCAUGGCAAUCGAUCGUGGAUAUUGAUGCCGAUGAAGCGCAGGAAAAUGCAUUUAACGAUAAAAAGGGGAAUAUAAAUCAAUUAAAAAUGAGCGGCAGAAAAACGAUUGCGGUGCAUCAUUGAUCGCGAGAAUCUGAAAAAAUCAUUCGUGAGACACGACUCGUAUCUUGUUUUUCAUUCAAUUCCAAGUAUGUUUAACGUGGCAAAUUAAAAGAUAUAUUUGCGAGAAUCUUGGCUGUUUUCUUUCGCUUAUUAUUAGCAGAUUUCGUUUGAGGCUUCACUGC
Molecule: messenger RNA, 1424 nt
Organism: Camponotus floridanus (Florida carpenter ant)
Lineage: Eukaryota; Metazoa; Arthropoda; Insecta; Hymenoptera; Formicidae
Product: histone-lysine N-methyltransferase, H3 lysine-79 specific
Exons: 5
Coding region: 1-1263 (420 amino acids)
Source: RefSeq, a predicted model, not a curated record